AUGGCCGCCAGACCUGCCCUCUUCACCCGUGGCCUGUCGGGGCUUUCCCAGAGCACAACCGACCCCAACUCGCCCAGUGUCAGCUCCCCGGCCGACCAGCGUGACGAUGCAAAGCGCAACUUCCUCAAGGCCAUGCGCCCUCUGCCCACACAACAUUACUGGAAUGUCUACUUUGACAAAUCUUGCGCAACCCCACCCCCACCACCCCUGAAGCUUUCAAGACUAACGCCCAAUACUCAUUACUCCAGACAAGCAAAGGACCAGCAAAAGUCGGGCAACGAUGAGGAGUACAAGGUGCAGCUGGAACAGCUUGGUUCGCAGAUAGAAUCCGUCCAGGACUUUUGGAAGUACAACAACAACACACCCGUCGAUCAGAUCAAGAUGCGCGAGUCCAUAUACCUCUUCAAGCAGGGCUUCAAGCCCAUCUGGGAGGACCGCCGCAACAUCAACGGCGGCGCCUGGACCUUCCGUGUGCCCAAGAACAUUGGUCCCGAUGUGUGGACUCGCGUUCAGCUUCUUGCCAUUGGCGAGAAGCUGCAGAGCGUACUAGACGACAACGACCAGAUUUGCGGUGUUGGUCUGUCCGUCCGCUUCAACUCCCACCUCAUCUCCAUCUGGCACCGCGACGGCUCCAAGCAGAAAUCCGUCGAUGCUAUCCUGGAAUGCGUACUCGAAGAGCUCCCCGCCGAGCUGCGCCCCAAGGCCGAUAACUACUUCUACAAGCGUCACCAGGACCAUGCCGGCUUCAAGGCACCUCCCGAGCUCCAAGUCGUUAUCGACUCACAAAAGGCGGCCGCUGACAAGGCCAAGGCUGCGGCCGGAGGUGCGCCGGCUUAG
Colletotrichum lupini is the source of this 837-nucleotide messenger RNA. Its product is annotated as eukaryotic initiation factor 4E. The record is from RefSeq and is a predicted model, not a curated record. Gene Ontology annotation, biological process: translational initiation. Lineage: Eukaryota; Fungi; Ascomycota; Sordariomycetes; Glomerellales; Glomerellaceae. Gene Ontology annotation, molecular function: translation initiation factor activity; RNA 7-methylguanosine cap binding. Gene Ontology annotation, cellular component: eukaryotic translation initiation factor 4F complex. The transcript is spliced from 3 exons. Bases 1 to 837 code for a protein of 278 amino acids.